AUGGCUUCGUCCAGCUCCUCCAGCACCUCAGGCGGUCUGGUUUCAGAACCAACGAAGACGAUGGUUAAAGCAGAGCCGAUCGCCGUCUGCAAAUAUGCACCAAGACGGGGAAGGGGCGCCACGGUCCACGGCCAGGCCACCGUCGACACCUCCUCGACCUCAGUCUUCCACUCAAGGGAAGAACUGGCUCGUCAGACGGGAAUCCCAGAAGCUCGAAUCCAGGUACGUUCUCCACCCAGCGCAUGGGCCCAGGCCGUGGCCCAGGAGACGGGCGCGUUCAGCCCUGCCAAGCCUUUGGAGCUGGAUACACAUAUGGUUUCAAAACCGAAGAGCUCGGCACCCCCAGCAGAGCGCAAGGGGGCCUGGCAAUGGCCAGGCCCGAGGACCAGGCGGCGCAUCGGCCACGACCGCUCCUGCUCCAGAGGACCGAAGGGCCCCACCCGCUGUCCACAGCACCUCUCCUCCCCUUGGCCCCUCGCAGACACAGGAGAGCAUGCCACCCUUGGCUGCAGCCGCUCCUUUGGGCGCCCCAACCUUCUGGGUGCCCGCGACUGCCUCUGGGGGGCCAUCCUGCCGCCUCUACAGCCUGAGACACACAUCAGGCGGGAGCCGGAGUCACCCGUUGGUGAAGGCACGGCCCCACUGCUAGAGCCACAGCCCCAUCCGCUCAGCCUUCCAAGCUCAACAAACCUCCUAGAUGAGGUCUUGGCGGCCACCGGCAUCCUGGAAAUGCAGGCGCCUUCCGCGGGGGCCGCUGCAGAUGCAGGAGCGCACCCUGCCCUCCCAGGCACACCCAGCUUCCUAGAAGAGUUCGUGGAGGCCACGGGCAUCCCGGACACGCAGGCCCCUUCCCUGGGGGCCGCUGCAGAUGCAGGAGUGCACCCUGCCCUGCCAGACGCACCCAGCUUUCUAGAUGAGCUCAUGGAGGCCCAGGGCAUCACGGAAUGGCAGGCGCCUUCCCCGGGGGCUUCUGCAGAUGCAGGAGAGCACCCUGCCCUCCCAGGUGCACCCAGCUUCCUAGAAGAGUUCGUGGAGGCCACGGGCAUCCCGGACACGCAGGCCCCUUCCCUGGGGGCCGCUGCAGAUGCAGGAGUGCACCCUGCCCUGCCAGACGCACCCAGCUUCCUAGACGAGCUCAUGGAGGCCACAGGCAUCACGGAAUGGCAGGCGCCUUCCCCGGGGGCUGCUGCACAUGCAGGAGAGCACCCUGCCCUCCCAGGUGCACCCAGCUUCCUAGACGAGCUCUUGGAGGCCACGGCAAUUGUGGACUCGCAGGCGCCUUCCCCGGGGGCCGCUGCAGAUGCAGGAGAGCACCUUGCCCUCCCAGGCGCACCCAUCUUUCUAGACGAGCUCUUAGAGGCCACGGGCAUUGUGGACUCGCACGUGCCUUCCCCGGGCACUUCUGCAGAUGCAGGAGUGCACCCUGCCCUCCCAGGCGCACCCAGCUUUCUAGACGAGCUCUUGGAGGCCAUGGGCAUUGCGGACUCGCAGGCGCCUUCCCCGGGGACCGCUGCAGAUGCAGGAGUGCACCCUGCCCUCCCAGGCGCACCCAGCUUCCUAGAUGAGCUCUUGGAGGCCACCGGCGUCCUGGACACGAUGGGGCCUUCCCUGGGGCCCUCUGCAGAUGCAGGAGCACACCUCGCCCUCCCAGGCUCACCCAGCCUCCAAGAUGAGCUCCUGGCCGUCACAUGCAUCCCGGGCUCGCUGGGUCCUUCCCUGGGGUCCUCUCCUGUCAUCCCAGUGUACCAUCCAGCCCUCCCCGAGUCACCCAGCAUCCUAGAUGAAAUCAUGGCUGCCACGUUCAUCCAGGACACGCCCUGGUCUUCACCAGGGGCCGCUGCAGGGGAAGAAGGAGUUGAGGCUCCCCGUGCCGAUCCGCGUCUGGUUUCAGAACCAACGAAGACGAUGGUUAAAGCAGAGCCGAUCGCCGUCUGCAAAUAUGCACCAAGACGGGGAAGGGGCACCACGGUCCACGGCCAGGCCACCGUCGACACCUCCUCGACCUCAGUCUUCUACUCAAGGGAAGAACUGGCUCGUCAGACGGGAAUCCCAGAAGCUCGAAUCCAGGUACGUUCUCCACCCAGCGCAUGGGCCCAGGCCGUGGCCCAGGAGACGGGCGCGUUCAGCCCUGCCAAGCCUUUGGAGCUGGAUACACGGCCCAGGGAUUCGUUCGCAGAAAAUGGCCCUGCAGAACUCACCCUGGGCCUGCCAGAUCAGAGGACGGGCGGCCAGGCGGGGUGUCGAAUGGGUGCCACAGAGGCGCCAACACAGGAGAGCAUGCCACCCUUGGCUGCAGCCGCUCCUUUGGGCGCCCCCACCUUCUGGGUGCCCGCGACUGCCUCUGGGGUCUGUGUGGGCCAGCUGUUGAUGUUCUUCGUGAUCCAGCCCAGCCCGGUGGCUCUCCAGCCAAGGGCCAUCCUGCCGCCUCUACAGCCUGAGACACACAUCAGGCGGGAGCCGGAGUCACCCGUUGGUGAAGGCACGGCCCCACCGCUAGAGCCACAGCCCCAUCCGCCCAGCCUUCCAAGCUCAACAAACCUCCUAGAUGAGGUCUUGGCGGCCACCGGCAUCCUGGAAAUGCAGGCGCCUUCCGCGGGGGCCGCUGCAGAUGCAGGAGCACACCCUGCCCUCCCAGGCACACCCAGCUUCCUAGAAGAGUUCGUGGAGGCCACGGGCAUCCCGGACACGCAGGCCCCUUCCCUGGGGGCCGCUGCAGAUGCAGGAGUGCACCCUGCCCUGCCAGACGCACCCAGCUUUCUAGAUGAGCUCAUGGAGGCCCAGGGCAUCACGGAAUGGCAGGCGCCUUCCCCGGGGGCUUCUGCAGAUGCAGGAGAGCACCCUGCCCUCCCAGGUGCACCCAGCUUCCUAGAAGAGCUCGUGGAGGCCACGGGCAUCCCGGACACGCAGGCCCCUUCCCUGGGGGCCGCUGCAGAUGCAGGAGUGCACCCUGCCCUGCCAGACGCACCCAGCUUCCUAGACGAGCUCAUGGAGGCCACAGGCAUCACGGAAUGGCAGGCGCCUUCCCCGGGGGCUGCUGCACAUGCAGGAGUGCACCCUGCCCUCCCAGGUGCACCCAGCUUCCUAGACGAGCUCUUGGAGGCCACGGCAAUUGUGGACUCGCAGGCGCCUUCCCCGGGGGCCGCUGCAGAUGCAGGAGAGCACCUUGCCCUCCCAGGCGCACCCAUCUUUCUAGACGAGCUCUUGGAGGCCACGGGCAUUGUGGACUCGCACGUGCCUUCCCCGGGCGCUUCUGCAGAUGCAGGAGUGCACCCUGCCCUCCCAGGCGCACCCAGCUUUCUAGACGAGCUCUUGGAGGCCAUGGGCAUUGCGGACUCGCAGGCGCCUUCCCCGGGGACCGCUGCAGAUGCAGGAGUGCACCCUGCCCUCCCAGGCGCACCCAGCUUCCUAGAUGAGCUCUUGGAGGCCACGGGCGUCCUGGACACGAUGGGGCCUUCCCUGGGGCCCUCUGCAGAUGCAGGAGCACAACUCGCCCUCCCAGGCUCACCCAGCCUCCAAGAUGAGCUCCUGGCCGUCACAUGCAUCCCGGGCUCGCUGGGUCUGGUUUCAGAACCAACGAAGACGAUGGUUAAAGCAGAGCCGAUCGCCGUCUGCAAAUAUGCACCAAGACGGGGAAGGGGCGCCACGGUCCACGGCCAGGCCACCGUCGACACCUCCUCGACCUCAGUCUUCCACUCAACGGAAGAACUGGCUCGUCAGACGGGAAUCCCAGAAGCUCGAAUCCAGGUACGUUCUCCACCCAGCGCAUGGGCCCAGGCCGUGGCCCAGGAGACGGGCGCGUUCAGCCCUGCCAAGCCUUUGGAGCUGGAUACACGGCCCAGGGAUUCGUUCGCAGAAAAUGGCCCUGCAGAACUCACCCUGGGCCUGCCAGAUCAGAGGACGGGCGGCCAGGCGGGGUGUCGAAUGGGUGCCACAGAGGCGCCAACACAGGAGAGCAUGCCACCCUUGGCUGCAGCCGCUCCUUUGGGCGCCCCCACCUUCUGGGUGCCCGCGACUGCCUCUGGGGUCUGUGUGGGCCAGCUGUUGAUGUUCUUCGUGAUCCAGCCCAGCCCGGUGGCUCUCCAGCCAAAUGAGGUCUUGGCGGCCACCGGCAUCCUGGAAAUGCAGGCGUCUUCCGCGGGGGCCGCUGCAGAUGCAGGAGCGCACCCUGCCCUCCCAGGCACACCCAGCUUCCUAGAAGAGUUCGUGGAGGCCACGGGCAUCCCCUUCCUAGAAGAGUUCGUGGAGGCCACGGGCAUCCCGGACACGCAGGCCCCUUCCCUGGGGGCGCUGCAGAUGCAGGAGUGCACCCUGCCCUGCCAGACGCACCCAGCUUUCUAG
Messenger RNA from Cervus elaphus (red deer), 4338 nucleotides. RefSeq names its product proline-rich protein 36-like. The coding region runs from base 1 to 4338 and encodes 1445 amino acids. The transcript has 19 exons. The record is from RefSeq and is a predicted model, not a curated record. NCBI's taxonomy places the organism in Eukaryota, Metazoa, Chordata, Mammalia, Artiodactyla, Cervidae.